CUUAUCAAUCAGUUCACACAAAACUACUUUCAUAUAAAAACUAAUAACAAUAACACGGUAUCAAGAUGACAGACUUUAGCAUCAUAAAGUUCAACAACUACCAGGAGUAUCUGCACUCCUUCACCACCGUCCAGGACUUUCGCUACUUGCCUUGUCACAAGACUGUCAAAACACUCACAAAACUAGGAUAUCGCGAACACAGAAGUUUCUAUGAGGAGGACGAGUUCUUGAGUGUGAAGAAACAGGUGGAGCAAUUAUUAAAUCCGACCGUCUCAUCCAUAACCUACUACAGUCAGUAUUUCAAAGGAACCGAUCCAGCUCUGGCUGCAUUAGUUCAACGGGAACAUGUCAAUGUCCAGCAGGAGAUAUCGACCAUUAUCUUCUUGGAGAUAAGUGGCAGGAGUGGCUUCUCCAAGUCUGGCUAUAUUGACUUCGAAGCCAGUUUGCGUAAUUUCAGGUUCAAGGGGCCAAAUUCUGUGGACUGGAAAGCCGUUUUCGAGGAGAAAAAACUGCUUAGACCCCAACAAAGUGAUAUAGUCUUCUACGAUUGGCGAACCAGGAAAAUUUUUGCGAAUGACAAUGACAACUACACGGUGGUCUCCCAUCCAGAGCAUGGACUAAUGUUUACCCACAAGGGCGAUCAUAAAAACAUUCCGGUUACCAGUAAAAAGCAUCCCUUUAGCCACAAUGUAAGACGCUUUAUGAUCAAGUCUCCAAUCUAUGGAUAUAUGAUAUUGUAUGAUCAUCAUGUCCGCAAGAAGACUUAGGUUAGGUGGACAUAUACAUAAUAAACGCUUU
This is a messenger RNA of Drosophila bipectinata, 798 nucleotides long. Its product is annotated as cilia- and flagella-associated protein 299. The record is from RefSeq and is a predicted model, not a curated record. Lineage: Eukaryota; Metazoa; Arthropoda; Insecta; Diptera; Drosophilidae.